GCAGACUGUACGCUAGUGGAAAUUAGCAAGCAAAUUAGUCAUUGAUAAUGUUAAUGGAUAUGUUGUGAUAAAAGUCAAGCUUUACGCGCUUUUAAAGGCAUUUUUAAAUGCUCAUCCCGCCCACUGUUAGCAAGGGGAGAACCUUACAGACCAGCUCACGCUAGCUCGAGUCCACCUGCGAGAGAGAGGCCGCGGGUAAAGGCCUCGCACAGUCGGCCUGGCCGCAGGUGCAGGUAGGCUCUCAACGUACGGCCCAAAUGUAGAAUAGACGCUUUUAUCACGUAGUUGCCCAAUGUGACAACAUUUUCUGAUGAGGAGAAAUUAUUUAUACUCACGUUUGUCAGUAUUAGCUUGCUUGGCGACACCUGGUUAGCGCAAAGUUUGUCAGUUAUUCGUUUGAAAUUUGCAGCGGUCGUUUUGGAGAAUCGCGCUAUUGUUUCGUAUUUGUGUUUCUUUCAGCUUGUCUCUGUAUUUAGCCAACGUGUGCCAUGUCUUAGCUCUGUAGAUAGUUAAAAAGCACAGCUAAACGUUUCACACAUGUCUACUUUCGCUAAGCCAUAUUUGAUCUUUAUAUGGACGUUGUGGUCCAGUUCUAGUUGUUGCCUAUCAUGUAGUACCUAGUGGUACAUCUUGCUUGUGCAUGCUCUAUAUUAAGCAUCUAUAAUUAACAAGAAACUAUACAGUAGCUGCGAGAAAAUGGGAGUCAAGAGUACAUAAUUCUACGAAAUAUUCCUCUAAAACCACAAGUAACGUAAUAGAAGUACCUCAGCAAAUCAGAGAUCACGUGGGCAGAUUUAUCUCAGGACUGAGGGAACAUGUUUUGGAGUUUAGGUGUGGUUGUCAUUGAUAAAACACAUACAGUAUAUUUACUACAAUUGACUGUGUUCGUUGUUGCUUUAACACGUGUCACCAUGGCAGCAUAACAUGCCAGCACCCUCCGUGCUGGACGGCUGGUGAUGGUGCUCAUCUUGUGGGAUUGUACGUUUUUGCCAGGUUACCUGUUUGUGGGUCCUGCCUAUCGUAGGACCCACAAACAAGUGUGCAUAUGUUGGGUCUAGGUGGUGCACAUAAACACAUUCACUCUCUGUGGGUUUUCUUGCCCUCCACUUAACCCUGAAAUGGUCAAUAUUUGCCAGCUGCUCCACUACCUCCCGUGUGCACUAAUUUGUUUACCUUUAUCUCAUUGUCUGUUUCCCUCAGUCUAUUUUAAACAAUUCUCUUGUCACCUUAGAGCAGAAUUGGAAAAAAGUCAAAGUCAAAAUGAUUUAUUAUUAUAUACAAAUACACUUUCAUAUUGUUUAAUAAGGUUAUUCCUAGCAUGUUUUUAUUUCAGACUUCUAGGGCACGUACAAUUAUGGCUUAUAUUUGAAGGUUGGCUCAUCAAAUCCAAUAGUAUUAUAAUACAAAUUGUGAGCCUAAAGUAUUUAGAUAUUGAUGAACUGUAGCUGUGUAUUAGUUAAGCAUUAAAGUAAUUUAACAUUCACCACUUAUCCUUGAAGUUGUAUAGUUGUGUUAGAGAGAAGUAACUUUUCUCAGUGCUACUUUUUUAAAUUCUUAAAGGCAAUACGACUUGUAAAUGACUGUCCUCACACUUAAUUAUGCUGAUAAUAGUUGCAAAAUAAUGCACUGGCCCAGAAUGAACACUCACACAUGACAAACCUUUCAAUAUUUUUUCUGAAUAAUAAUUUAUAGUUUGACUAUUUGAACUCAGGAGUCAAAUGAGGUAAUUAGUGUUGAGGUGAUUUGAAAAAUUAUUUAUCUUUAUAAAAGCUGUUCCACUCAAACCAACCCAUCUCUGUUUACUAUUUCAGACUAACUUGUAUAUAUAUUUAAUUGGUUAUUGUUAUAAUUUCAACCUUAUUUAACCUUAUAUUCAUUUCCUUCUGACGUUAGUUGAGGAAAUACUCAGAUUUUCUUAUUUUUUGUGCUGUCACAUUUUUACAAUUAAUGCAUAAGAGUAACUGUUGACAUUUCUGCAAAUUGUUGUCUGACUGUAUCAGGAGAGAGCAGCAGGGAACGAUGACUGAAAAAAAUAAAUGAUACUGACCUAUGUUGGCAGUGCAGCUGUGAGGCGGGGACUUCAGGAACAUACCUAAUAUAACCUUUCAUUUCCUUUGAUGUGAUUCCCGUGAUACAAUAAAAACCGUAUAGUCUCAUACAGUCUGCACGCAUUGUAUGACUGCGUGUGAAUUGGUAGGUUUUAGGUGAAGUACGUAAUGAAUUGCAUCUAACUUUCUUCAUGUCCUUCUUUUUACAUCUUGUUUUAGCUUUUGGUGUCUUUGUGUGUCGGAUGAUAGAGAUUUGGAGAACGAGGUCCUUCUCUCCCUCCCCUUUCCCUCACUUCCCUCCCACUUUUCUCUCUCACUCUAAAGAGCACAGUCUCUGCACUCCCCUUCAUUUCCCACUUCAACAUGUUGGCAGGAGGAGCAAGAAGAGGAUGCUGCGCUCUACCCUCGGUGCGUUCUUGCCACCUCUCCGGCCAGCGCACGCUGCCUCUGACUCAGACUCACCGUCAGCUUUUAGUUGUCUCCGCCUAAAGGACUUAGGAGAGGAGGUGGCGGCAGAGCUACAGGAUACACCAGAGAUUAGGGGCUCUCUCACCGGGGUCCCCAACAGGACUAACAACAGCAGGAAAGCGGAACAGGGCACAUGCUCUUUGUCGGUGGUAGAAACUACUAAUACCUCAGCAGUAACCACCACCUCUGUUUUUUCCCGCUUCUCGUCCUCCUUCAUGGCUCCAAGAUCUAUGUGGCAAGAGGCAAUAAGAAGGAAACAGUAUUUCCUGGACCGGACAGGGGGGUCUGGUGAACGGGAUAAAGGAGGAGGAGGUCAGGAGAGGAGGAACAGGUCCCCAGACUGGCUGUAUGAAUCCUAUUAUUGCAUGAGCCAGCAGCAUCCCCUGAUUGUGUUUCUGCUGCUCAUUGUGAUGGGAGCCUGUCUGGCUCUGCUGACUGUGUUCUUUGCUUCAGGACUGAACAUUGAGGACCAUGUGGCCUUUGUAAUCACUGUGCCCACAGCGCUGGCUAUCUUCCUGGCUGUGUUUGUACUUGUCUGCAUUGAGUCCAUCUUCAAGAAGCUUCUACGUGUUUUCUCCCUGGUCAUCUGGGGUUGCUUAGUUGCCAUGGGUUACCUUUUUAUGUUUUCUGGCGGGAUCAUCUGUCCAUGGGAUCAGGUGUCGUUCUUCUUGUUCAUUGUGUUUGUGGUUUACACCAUGCUGCCGUUCUCCAUGCGAGACGCCAUCAUUGCCAGUGUUGUGACCUCUGCUUCCCACACCAUUGUGUUGAGUGUCUGCUUGUCCACCUCAGCCGACCGUAUGGAGCCAACAGUAGUAUGGCAGAUUCUGGCCAAUAUUAUAAUAUUCCUCUGUGGCAACAUGGCCGGUGCGUACCACAAGCAUCUGAUGGAGCUGGCACUUAAACAGACUUAUCAGGACACCUGCAACUGCAUCAAGUCUCCUAUUAAACUGGAGUUUGAGAAGAGACAACAGGAGCGUCUUCUCCUAUCGCUGUUGCCAGCUCACAUUGCCCGUGUCAUGAAAGCUGAGAUUAUCCAGAGGCUGAAGGGCCCAAACUUUGGUCAGAUUGAGAACACGAACAACUUUCACAACCUCUAUGUCCAGAGGCACACUAAUGUCAGUAUACUGUAUGCUGACAUAGUGGGAUUCACACGCCUAGCAAGUGACUGCUCACCAGGAGAGUUGGUGCACACGCUCAAUGAGUUGUUUGGGAAAUUUGAUCAAAUUGCAAAGGAAAAUGAGUGCAUGCGGAUCAAGAUUCUAGGUGAUUGUUACUAUUGUGUGUCCGGCCUACCAGAGUCUCUGCAAAAUCAUGCUAAGAACUGUGUGAAAAUGGGUCUGGACAUGUGUGAGGCCAUCAAGAAAGUGCGAGAUGCUACCGGGGUUGAUAUCAACAUGCGUGUUGGUGUGCAUUCAGGAAAUGUCCUGUGUGGUGUCAUUGGACUUCAGAAAUGGCAGUAUGAUGUUUGGUCACAUGACGUCACGCUGGCUAAUCACAUGGAGGCAGGAGGAGUGCCGGGGAGAGUUCACAUCACCUCUGUGACACUGGAUCACCUUAAAGGAGCCUACAAAGUAGAAGAUGGAGAUGGACAAGAAAGGGACCCCUACCUCAAGGAACACAGAGUCGUCACCUAUCUCGUCAUCAACCCAAAGGUAGAACAUCGAAGCCCGCAGCAUCAUUAUCGUCCUAGACACACUAUGGAUGGAGCAAAGAUGAGGGCCUCGGUCAGGAUGACUCGCUACCUGGAGUCGUGGGGUGCAGCCAAGCCCUUUGCCAACCUGCACCACAGAGACAGCAUGACUAAUGAGAAUGGGAAGAUCAACACUGCAGAUGUGCCAUUGGGACAGUAUCAUUUUCAGAGAAGAUCAGAAAGGACAAAGUCUCAGAAGAAACGAUUUGAGGAAGAACUCAAUCAGAGGAUGAUAAGGACCUUUGACGGGAUAAACGCUCAAAAACAGUGGCUCAAGUCUGAAGACAUACAAAGAAUAUCGUUAUUCUUUCACAACAAAUCCCUGGAGAAGGAGUACAGAGCAACAACUUUGCCGGCCUUCAAAUACUACGUCACCUGUGCUUGCUUGAUCUUUUUCUGCAUUUUCAUUGUGCAGAUUCUGGUCCUUCCAAAGACAACUGUCUUGGGAAUCUCGUUUGGAAUGGCUUUUCUUAUCCUUUCGCUGAUCCUCUUUAUUUGUUUUAUUGGGCACUUCCUGCACUGCAGUAAAAGUGCCUCCACUUCUUGGAUGUGGCUUCUGAGGUCAUCAGUCAUUAUUGCCAACAAGCCAUGGCCUCGCAUCACUCUCACCAUGACAACCACAGCUCUAAUACUUAUAAUGGCAGUCUUCAACAUGUUCUUUUUGGAAGACAAUGUAUGGCCUCCAGGUCCUGUUUACAAUUCAUCCAACGAAACAAUGUUUUAUCCUACCGGGCAACUCAUUGCCUUCACUGGCAAAAACAAUUUCUACCUUCCUUAUUUAAUUUACAGUUGCAUCCUCGGACUGAUAUCGUGCUCCGUGUUCCUGAGGGUAAACUAUGAGCUGAAGAUGAUCAUUAUGCUGACGGCAGUGGUGGUCUACAAUGUCAUUAUUCUCCAAACACAUGCCUCGCUCCUGGAUGAAUAUAGCAGAUUCCUGUACAUCACCGAAAGCCUGGACAGGCCAGGAGUCCUCAAAGACUUGAAGACUAUGGGUUCUAUCUCCCUCUUUAUCUUCUUCAUCACUCUGCUUGUGCUUGCCAGACAGAAUGAGUAUUACUGUAGGUUGGACUUCCUGUGGAAGAACAAAUUCAAGAAGGAGUGUGAAGAAAUUGAAACCAUGGAGAACCUUAACCGUGUUUUACUGGAGAAUGUCUUGCCUGCACAUGUGGCAGAACACUUCCUGGCACGCAACUGGAAGAAUGAGGAUCUGUACCACCAGUCCUAUGACCUGGUGUGCGUCAUGUUUGCCUCUAUCCCAGACUUUAAAGAGUUCUACACAGAGUCCGAUGUCAACAAAGAAGGAUUAGAGUGCCUUAGGCUUCUAAAUGAAAUCAUUGCUGAUUUUGAUGAGCUGCUGUCCAAGCCUAAAUUCAGCGGCGUGGAAAAGAUCAAGACCAUUGGUAGCACUUACAUGGCUGCUACUGGGCUGAAUGCAUCACCUGGGCCUGAGUACACGUCACAGGAGCAUGACAGACAGUACAUGCACAUAGGGACGAUGGUGGAGUUUGCAUUUGCUUUGGUGGGGAAGCUUGAUGUAAUUAACAAACACUCCUUCAAUGACUUCAAACUCAGAGUUGGUAUUAACCACGGUCCGGUGAUUGCUGGAGUCAUUGGAGCCCAGAAACCACAGUAUGAUAUUUGGGGGAACACAGUGAACGUAGCCAGUAGGAUGGACAGUACUGGAGUCCUUGGAAAAAUACAGGUGACGGAGGAGACGAGGCGCACCCUUCUGACCUUGGGCUACAUGUGCUCCUGUAGAGGCAUCAUAAAUGUCAAGGGCAAAGGAGAACUCAAGACCUAUUUCGUGCACACAGAGAUGACCCGCUCACUGUCACAGGGGAAUGUGAUGUCAUAAGGCCGACUACGAGUAUGGACCACUUUUAAUUGCACAAAGGACAUUACAGGUAGUGAAUUUAAGAUGGCGGAGGUUUGAUCUUGUCAGCACACAAAGGAACCAGGUGUGCUGGAAUAAUGUCAUUCAAAUGUUACAUUGCAAGUUACUUAGUGUAUACCACAGCUGUAGUGUACAUUUAGUCACUUCUGUAACUGUAAAUGUAGCAUGUGAAGCAAGAGCUGUAGGUAAUUACCCUUGAAAUACAUUGUAACUUGAAUGUUGGAUCCGGAAUUGCUACGGUGACAAGAUGGAAUGUUGAAGUUCAGUUACUGUACACAGAAGAGUCUGAAAUGGCGCAAAGUAGUGAUCUUACUCAGAACCAGGAGGCUUGUAGCACUUACUUUGCCAUAAAAGCCUUGUAUAUGUGAUCAAUAUUCUAUUCAUUUUGCAGGACACUGGACAAUUUGGAUCUUCAACUCUAGGGAACUCAGUUUUAAUAAUGUGAUCAUAUAAGGGUGAAUAAUGAUAAAACAAAAAUGCCAGUGUUAUGGAUAUGUGGACGUUCAUGUUCUCCCAUUUUCACAUGUGAUUUUGUAUGUAAGGGACAGAGACAGAGGGAAAAACUGCAUGUUCACUGUUGCAUAGGUGAAGACGGCCCCAUCUUAAAACGCAGGCAGCCGACAUGGUCAUACGUGUACAUAGAAGCACGGAGCCGUGGGGGACGUUUACAGGCUGUCUAGAACCAUGAACGACACUUAAAAAAAAAUCUAUGAAUAUAUAGUAUUCUGGCAGGCAGCUUUCUAAAACUGUCUUUGCACCUAAAUCACUUUGUCCUUAAUGUUUACAAAACAAAACUGAAGCUGUCGUGGUGUUGGAAAUAGAACCCAGCAGGCACACAACCGACCUUCAAUGUUUAAAUAUAGUUGAAAUUAUGUCAGUUAUUGUUGUGACGUUGAUGCAACAUUGAAACAGCAUUGAAUGCUGAUGGUUGUAAAAGGUUAACAAAAUACUUCUAAAUUAACAUUGAAAUAUUGCCAGUUGUUUUUGUGACGUUGAUGUUACAUUGAAGCAACGUUUGAUCAACGCUUGAUCAACGUUGAUUCACCUUUCAAAAUCAACACAUAAUCCAAUGGUCAUUCAACCAUAAUAUGACGUUGAUUCAACAAUGAUUCAACGUUGCCUGCUGGUGUUUAGUGGCAUUUAAUCAAUGCUGAGGGUCAGAUUGGGAAGGAAAAUGUCCAAAUAACAAAGGGAUGAAAAUGAUUUGAGUGUGAAGAUGUGAAUUUGGAAAACCUGAGCCUGCCCUGCGUAUACAAUAGCUUUAGACUCUACUAAACAGUGGUUUUGUAAUAAAAGAAAAUACUACCAAAAAAGUGUUUUGAUGUUUUGAUGAUGCUAUUGUUAUUAUUUUUUGUAAAAACUUCAUUAAAAUUUCUAUGUAUUUCA
Molecule: messenger RNA, 7486 nt
Organism: Betta splendens (Siamese fighting fish)
Lineage: Eukaryota; Metazoa; Chordata; Actinopteri; Anabantiformes; Osphronemidae
Gene: adcy2a
Product: adenylate cyclase 2a
Exons: 26
Coding region: 2240-6061 (1273 amino acids)
Biological process (GO): adenylate cyclase-activating G protein-coupled receptor signaling pathway; adenylate cyclase-inhibiting G protein-coupled receptor signaling pathway; cAMP biosynthetic process
Cellular component (GO): plasma membrane
Molecular function (GO): adenylate cyclase activity
Source: RefSeq, a predicted model, not a curated record